This is a messenger RNA of Aspergillus novofumigatus IBT 16806, 1654 nucleotides long. RefSeq names its product type I HSP40 co-chaperone YDJ1. Gene Ontology annotation, biological process: protein refolding; response to heat. The transcript is spliced from 4 exons. The coding region runs from base 133 to 1374 and encodes 413 amino acids. Gene Ontology annotation, cellular component: cytoplasm; cytosol; nucleus. Gene Ontology annotation, molecular function: Hsp70 protein binding; ATP binding. Lineage: Eukaryota; Fungi; Ascomycota; Eurotiomycetes; Eurotiales; Aspergillaceae. The record is from RefSeq and is a predicted model, not a curated record.
CCUCUCCUCUCCUCUCUUCUCCUCCACUUUGCCUACCCAUCCAGAUUUCGGACAGUCUUUUCUUAGACGAAAAGUUUUUCUUGUUACUAGUUCUAUCUUUCCAAACAAGUCUCAUUUUAGACUCAUAUCACAAUGGUCAAGGACACUAAGCUCUAUGAUACCCUGGGGGUACCCGACACAGCCUCUGAGGCUCAGCUGAAGAGCGCCUACAAGAAGGGUGCACUCAAAUACCAUCCUGACAAGAAUGCAAACAACCCAGAAGCCGCCGAAAAGUUCAAGGAAAUGUCCCGUGCCUAUGAAAUUCUUUCGGAUCCUCAGAAGCGUCAGAUUUACGAUCAAUAUGGUGAAGAAGGUCUUGAAGGCGGUGCUGGUGGUCCAGGAAUGGGUGCCGAGGAUCUCUUCGCUCAGUUCUUCGGCGGCGGUGGUGCGUUCGGCGGUAUGUUCGGCGGUGGCAUGCGGGAGCAAGGCCCCAAGAAGGCCCGUACCAUUCACCACGUACACAAAGUCAGCCUGGAGGAUAUCUACCGUGGCAAGGUCUCAAAAUUGGCGUUGCAGAAGUCGGUCAUUUGCCCCGGAUGUGACGGCCGUGGUGGUAAGGAAGGCGCGGUCAAGUCCUGCACUGGCUGCAAUGGUUCCGGUAUGAAGACGAUGAUGCGCCAGAUGGGCCCCAUGAUCCAGCGGUUCCAGACUGUUUGUCCCGACUGCAGCGGAGAGGGAGAGAUCAUCCGCGAGAAGGACCGUUGCAAGCGCUGCAAUGGUAAGAAGACCGUUGUGGAGCGCAAGGUGCUCCAUGUCCACGUCGACAAGGGUGUCAAGAACGGCCACAAGAUCGAGUUCCGCGGCGAGGGUGACCAGAUGCCUGGCGUCCUACCGGGUGAUGUCGUAUUUGAGAUUGAGCAGAAGCCUCAUCCCCGUUUCCAGCGCAAGGAUGACGAUCUGUUUUACCACGCUGAAAUCGACCUCCUGACUGCUCUUGCCGGCGGUUCUGUCAACAUCGAGCACCUUGAUGACCGGUGGUUGACUGUCAACAUCGCUGCUGGCGAGGUUGUCACUCCUGGUGCCAUCAAGGUGAUCAAGGGCCAGGGUAUGCCCUCUUACCGCCACCACGACUUUGGUAACCUGUACAUCCAAUUCGAUGUCAAGUUCCCUGAGAAGGAUCAGCUCCAGAACCUCGAUCUCCUGGAGAAGGUCCUGCCACCUCGUAUGGAGCAGCCUCAGCCUCCGGCUGAUUCGAUGGUUGAGGAUUUCGAAGUGGAGGACAUUGACGCCAGCGAGGGCUCUCAAAGACGCGCUCACGGCGCCGCCAGCGCCAUGGACGAGGACGACGAUGAUGUUCCUCCUGGCGCAGAGCGUGUGCAGUGUGCUUCGCAGUAAAAGGCAUUGGGGAAGAUGGUUGUGGCUAAUAUAGUUGAUGUGUGCUGGUGCACUUACGCGAGUCCCUUAUGAUACCAUGUGGGGGAGCCGUCCCUGGUACAAUUCGGUUCCUUUGUGUUUCUGACUUUAAUGAUUUGCUUUGCGGUGGCGUUCGCUCUGAAGACCUGGGAGAUGACAAUGGAGAAAUCUCUUUUUCGUUUGAUUUUUUCAUCAUACUUCAGAUUCCCUUGCAUAGGAUUUCCUUUCUGUUUUGUGGGAUGAAGCAUUGACUUUGAUGAGG